Messenger RNA from Apiotrichum porosum, 2028 nucleotides. RefSeq lists its product as uncharacterized. Gene Ontology annotation, molecular function: hydrolase activity, acting on carbon-nitrogen (but not peptide) bonds. Lineage: Eukaryota; Fungi; Basidiomycota; Tremellomycetes; Trichosporonales; Trichosporonaceae. The coding region runs from base 1 to 2028 and encodes 675 amino acids. The transcript is spliced from 6 exons. The record is from RefSeq and is a predicted model, not a curated record.
AUGUCUGCAGUGCGCCAGCGCAAGGCAGCAGCCCCACCGCCAGGAUGCGAUGGCCCAGCAUCCGCCUCUGGGUCGCGGUAUCAACGCGCGGCUCGUCCUCCAGCCCGACCGACACGUAGUGUCCAUAUCGCCCUCUCCCUCGUCAUCCUCGCGUGCAUGAUUGUCUAUGGGCAGAGGCAGAGCUUUCUCAAAAGCAAGAACAGCUACACUGUUGACAAUCUGAAGGGCGGUAAACCUCUUCCGGAAUGGUACGCUGUCUGCUCCAAGGACGGCAAGAAGGUGUACACUGUCCCGGCAGACGUUGGCGGAGGGUCCGGCGCGGUGGAGUGUGUCGUUGUUGGCGGUAAAGAGGUGGUCGACACCGGCAGCCUUGCGCACGUCCGUCGCGUGUGGGGAGAGAAGGGUAAAGGAAACGUCGGCGCGGUCGAGGGAUCCCCGGACCACAUCCGCAAAGCUGGUGGCAUUACAAUUGUCUAUCUUCCUCCAGGCCACACUGUGACUCCCGGCUUUACCGAUUCACACACCCACCCGCUCGAAUAUGGAUAUACCCGUCAACUCCCUCUUGUAGGCACCAAGAGCGUUGCCGAGGUCAUCUCUGUUCUGGAAGACUACGUCAAGGCUCACCCCGGUGGUGGGCCUGACGACUGGAUCACGGGCAUGGGUUGGGACGAGACAAAGUGGCCUGUCAAGGAAUUCCCCACGGCAGCUGAUUUCGACACCUCCCCACUCCUCCGUGGCCGCCCAAUUGUCCUGUACCGCGUCGACGUCCACGCGGCAUGGGUCUCGCCAAUCGUUCUGGCCAAGAUCGGCAAGCUGCCUGACAAGGACGAGGAAGGCGGUAAAGUCGUCCGCGACGAGAAUGGUGAGGCGACAGGCGUCUUCAUUGACAAUGCUAUGCGCUGGCACAUCAACCCAGUUCUCCCAGAAGUUACCGACGAGAUUCGGGAGAUGGCACUCAAUAUAAUGACGCGUGAUGCCCUCGCGCUGGGUCUUACAGGCGUUCAUGACGCUGGGCAGAACCCAAAGGAUCUCGACUUCUUCAAGAAGAUGGCCAACCAUGGCAAGCUUUCUGCACUCGCCGUUACAGCUGAAAAGGUGUUGCCGCCGCCUUACCGCCACCUCCCUCCAGACCACGCUUACACCCAGAUGCGCUUCUACACCAUGCUCAUGUGUGUGGACCGUGCCACAUUCUGCGGUGACACUGUCGAGCGUGUGACUGGCCUUCAAGACGGUCGCUUCACCCUUCAGAGCGUCAAGCUCGUCUCCGACGGUGCCCUUGGAUCCAGCGGUGCCGCAUUGCUCGAAGACUACUCCGACCAACCAGGAUGGAAGGGUUUCCUCCUCACCGAAGAGGAAAAGUGGGCGCCGCUGAUCAAGAAAUACUAUGACGAUGGGUGGCAGGUUAACGUCCACUGCAUUGGCGACCGUGCGAACCACGUUGUUCUCGACGGCUUUGAAGCGGCAAUCGGAAAGGACAAGGCGGCCGGUCGCGAGCGCAGGUUGCGUAUCGAGCACGCCCAGAUCCUCACCCUGCCGGACCUUAAGCGCGCCGCUGAGAUGGGUAUUAUUGGCAGCUACCAGCCAACGCACGCUACCAGUGAUAUGUGGUAUGCGGAAGACCGCCUCGGCCCCGAGCGCAUCAAGGGCGCAUAUGCGUGGCGGUCAUACAUCAACAAUGGCGGCCGCAUUGCCCUCGGAUCAGACUUCCCCGUCGAGUCGCCCCACCCGCUCAAGGGCUUUUACGCCGCUGUCACUCGUCGUGCAGAGGACGGGACAUCACCGCAUGGCAAGAAUGGGUGGUACCCCGAGGAAAAGCUUAGUCGCGUCGAGGCGUUGAGGGGAUUCACUGCUGAUCCCGCCUACGCCGCCUUCUCCAACAACACCGGCUCCCUGACAAGGGGCAUGCGUUUCGACGCCGUCCUCUGGGACGACGACCUCAUGACUGUGGAUGAGGACGAGAUGCUCCAGACCAAAGUCAUGGCCACGAUUGUCGACGGGAGGAUCGCGUAUGGGGAAUGGAAGGUGUAA